Messenger RNA from Oxyura jamaicensis (ruddy duck), 3394 nucleotides. RefSeq names its product Cbl proto-oncogene (gene CBL). The coding region runs from base 145 to 2589 and encodes 814 amino acids. Gene Ontology annotation, molecular function: calcium ion binding; ubiquitin protein ligase activity; receptor tyrosine kinase binding. The record is from RefSeq and is a predicted model, not a curated record. Lineage: Eukaryota; Metazoa; Chordata; Aves; Anseriformes; Anatidae. Gene Ontology annotation, biological process: cell surface receptor signaling pathway; negative regulation of epidermal growth factor-activated receptor activity. Gene Ontology annotation, cellular component: membrane raft; plasma membrane. The transcript has 15 exons.
AUGAGUGUUCUGGAUUAACCGCAGGUGGUGCGUUUGUGCCAGAACCCGAAGCUGGCGCUGAAGAACAGCCCGCCCUACAUCCUCGACCUGCUGCCUGACACCUACCAGCACCUCCGGACCAUCCUGUCGCGCUACGAGGGGAAGAUGGAGACCUUGGGAGAGAACGAGUAUUUCCGGGUGUUCAUGGAGAACCUGAUGAAGAAAACCAAGCAGACCAUCAGCCUCUUCAAGGAAGGGAAGGAGCGCAUGUACGAGGAGAACUCUCAACCUAGGCGUAACCUGACCAAGUUAUCCCUGAUAUUCAGCCACAUGCUGGCGGAGCUCAAAGGUAUUUUCCCCAGCGGCCUCUUCCAGGGGGACACGUUCCGGAUCACCAAGGCAGACGCUGCAGAGUUUUGGAGGAAAGCUUUCGGGGAGAAGACUAUCGUUCCCUGGAAGAGCUUCCGCCAAGCCUUGCAUGAGGUGCACCCCAUCAGCUCGGGGCUGGAAGCCAUGGCCCUGAAGUCCACGAUUGACUUGACGUGCAAUGACUACAUUUCAGUGUUUGAAUUCGAUAUCUUCACGCGACUUUUCCAGCCAUGGUCCUCUUUGCUCAGGAACUGGAAUAGCCUCGCGGUGACUCACCCUGGUUAUAUGGCAUUCCUAACCUAUGAUGAGGUGAAAGCCCGGCUUCAGAAAUUCAUUCACAAACCUGGCAGUUACAUUUUCCGGUUGAGCUGCACACGACUUGGUCAGUGGGCCAUUGGCUACGUCACUGCAGAUGGGAACAUCCUUCAGACAAUCCCCCACAACAAACCCCUUUUUCAAGCACUGAUUGAUGGCUUCAGGGAAGGCUUUUAUUUAUUUCCCGACGGCCGGAAUCAGAAUCCUGACUUGACUGGCUUGUGUGAGCCCACACCUCAGGACCACAUUAAAGUUACGCAGGAACAAUAUGAAUUGUAUUGUGAGAUGGGCUCCACGUUCCAGCUGUGUAAAAUAUGUGCUGAAAACGACAAGGAUGUGAAGAUUGAACCGUGCGGCCACCUGAUGUGCACGUCCUGCCUCACUGCGUGGCAGGAAUCAGAAGGCCAGGGCUGCCCUUUUUGCCGCUGUGAAAUCAAAGGCACGGAACCGAUUGUAGUAGACCCGUUUGACCCCAGAGGAGGGGGAGGAUUAUCACGGCAAGGGGCAGAAGGAACUCCCUCGCCCAACUAUGAUGAUGACGACGACGACAGAGCCGAUGAUUCCCUCUUCAUGAUGAAAGAACUCGCCGGUACCAAAGUUGAGCGUCCUCCUUCUCCCUUCUCGGUAGCUCCACAGGCCACCCUCCCUCCCGUGCCGCCACGACUGGAUCUUUUGCAGCAGCGAGUGUCCAACCCAUCUGGGGCUUCCAGCCCUGGGACCUCUUCAAAGGCUGCUCCUGGCACCCUUCACAAAGAUAAGCCUCUGCCAAUCCCACCCACGCUCCGCGACCUGCCGCCGCCGCCGCCUCCGGACAGACCCCACUCCAUCGGGACCGAGGGUCGGCCUCAAAGACGGCCCCUGCCCUGCACGCCAGGGGACUGUCCUUCCAGAGACAAGCCACCCCCCGUGCCCUCCACCCGCCAGGGGGAUCCGUGGCCCUCCCGGCCCAUUCCGAAAGCCCCCUCCGCAGCUCUCAGCCCCGGUGACCACUGGACCGGGAGGGAACUGUCGAACAGGCACUCGCUUCCCUUCUCCUUGCCCUCUCAGAUGGAUUCCAGGGCUGAGAGCCAUCGGCUUGGGAGCACGCUCAGCCUGGACAACCAAGUGAGCUUGAGCAGUGGUCCACCAGCAACCUCCGAGUGUGAGCACCCCAAAAUCAAACCCUCCUCCUCUGCCAACGCUAUCUACUCCUUAGCUGCCAGACCACUGCCCGUACCAAAACUGCCUCCUGGGGAACAGUCUGAAAGCGAUGAAGACACUGAAUACAUGUCACCGUCCUCUCUGCCGGUGGUGCCUCCAGGUCCUGCUGUACAAAAACCAGAGAUCAAAAUGCCUUUGGAAAUGACUCAGAGUUUGCGAGCCCUGGAGUGCGACCAGCAGGCGGACGGCUGCAUGUACGAAGCGAUGUACAACAUUCACUCCCAAGCUGUGUCCUCUGCUUUUGAGACCGUCAACGCUUCUGAUGAAGGGGAUCUGGCUGCAGCCACUGCCAGCAACGGCCCCGAAGAGUCAGAAAACGAAGAAGAUGGCUACGACAUCCCCAAACCACCACUCCCAGUUGCUAUUGCUCGGCGCACGCUGUCUGAUAUCUCCAACGCCACGCCUGCCUUCAGCCGAAUGUCUUUGGAGAACGACCCUGUAACAGGUUUCUCGGAUGGCUCUCAAGUUCCAGAAAGGCCGCCCAAGCCGCUGCCACGGCGAAUAAAUUCCGAGCGAAAAGCCGGGAGCUGCCAGCCGGCUGCAGCCAGCAGCGGGACCGGCGCGUCGCUGCAGCUCUCCAGCGAGAUCGAGAACCUAAUGAACCAAGGCUACUCAUAUCAGGACAUUCAGAAAGCGCUGCUCAUUGCACAUAACAAUAUUGAAAUGGCCAAGAAUAUUCUCCGGGAGUUUGUUUCCAUCUCCUCCCCCGCGCACGUGGCCACAUAGCACAUCACCUCCAACGCCUGCAACUUCUGCGGACCGGCUGCCCGGGCGGCCGCGCACCCAAGGGGAAGGGGGUUCCUUUAGAGACUGCGUGCGGAAUGUCAGCCCUGCCUCUUCCCGAAUCAGUUAUCAGGUUUUUGUGGUUCCAGAUUUCAAAGCGGGUGGGAGGAAACGGAGCGGAGCGGUGUUUUUAUACAGUGUGUGUCUUGGAGUCCUUUCCCCCUACCUCUUGGCCGAGAGAACGGAUUUGUUGCCAGGGUGCCGGUAGAGAGAGGCGCUGCAACGAGGGAUCCCAGGACCCUGGAGGCCGGGGGGAGUGUUUUGUGCUGUGAAUUCAAAGUGAAUGCUCUGAGAAACCGAGUCUCCGGGGUCAGCGUGGUGUGUCCUGUGGUUCAUGGUACGAGGCUUGGACCUGCUCGCUGCUGGGUGCCUGGCUCAGGCUUUUUUCGGAGCAGCCGAGCGGUCGCGUUCCGCUGGGAAUGAACAGGAGACCUUGGGAGAAAUCUUCUGAUUGCUUCCCGUUAGCUGUGGCGUUGCCCUCUCACCUGUAAUAACAGCGUUCGUUGCUCGCCGUUUAGGCCAUCCCUUCUCGCCCGGGGCGAGCGUGCCUGGCUUCCGCAGGGCGCUUCGCUCUGGGCAGUGCUGGGAGUUGGAUUUCUGGCGUACGUGCCCUCUCCCCAGCAGCGUCGCAUUCCAGGGCGCUAGGCGCGCUGCAAGUCCCGCGUGUCUUCGAGGGGUGGGAGAGGGUGGGAGGAAUUCGAGGGAGAGCGAAGAACUGCCUGCUGCUGCUUUUUCUUUUUAGCCUCGA